GGACCCAACGCCGAGCGUCCUCAGGCUGGAUGUUAUAGUAGUGAGUGGAGUAGAUCUGAUCCUUCGACCGCUGCUCCGGCUAUUGUUGCUCAUAGCUCUGGAUUCCUUUUCUGUUGCGUGAGAGAAUUUCAGCAGCGCAAGGUCCAAGUGCAGAGUUCUAGCAGUGAAUCCUGUAAUUUCAGCCAGAACAAAGGGGUCACGGGGGCCUCCUCUGUAAAGUGAGAAGACGUCCUCUUAUUGAAAAAGAAAAAGGCAGAACUCCUUUUUGUGGGCUCGGAUAAAGGAUGCGGAGCUGAGGAGAGACUCCACUUACAAGUAGAACGACUUGCGGAGAGGUUUGAGGGCCGCUUGACAUCGCCGUGUUAGGGCGACAGGAUGAAGCGAUUCUCGUUGUCGGGCCUGAGGACCGUAGUAGGCGUCUGUGUAUUUCUGGGGGUGUGCAUCACCAUUGCGGCCCUCUGCCUGACGUUGGGACGACCGCCAAAAAAAGGUACAGCGCACUCCUCAUUCCCCACCGGAGGAGACAUGUUGGACUAUCUUCAGUCCAUAGGAGAAAUACCAACCCGUGAUGGACUACAUGUCACCUGGUAUCAUGCCGCGAACAACAAGAGCCAGAUGCAGGAAGCACUAAGCAGUGGUGUCAUGGUUUUAGAAGCCGAUGUCAAUGUGGAAGGGCACGCAACCCCGAAUGAGACAAAUAUUCCGAUCAUGGCUCAUCCACCCGACGUAUAUAGUGACAAUACACUACAAGAAUGGCUGGAUACCGUCCUUCAUUCUUCAAAAGGUAUCAAAUUGGACUUCAAAAGUAUCAAAGCUGUUGGACCCUCGCUUGACAUAUUACUCGCCAAGUCCUCCAAGACUUCUAUCAACCGUCCUGUAUGGCUCAAUGCAGACAUCGUGGCUGGUCCCAACGUCAAUCAUGAAAUUGGAGUAAACGCUACAGAGUUUCUAAACCUAAUCCAAGAGAGGUUCCCAAACAUCACUAUCUCCCCAGGCUGGGUGACGUUGUACUUACCACCCAUCGUAUCCAAUAGAACCUACUCGAGAGAAAUGGUUGAGAAGAUGUACAAUCUAGUGAAAGAUUUGCCCCAAAAAAUCACUUUCCCAGCCCGGGCUGUCCUUACCCGCUCAGCGUGGGAGAAUUUCUACUGGCUCCUGAAGCAAUCUGACCGGUACAGCCUGACUUUAUGGCAGGGGAGUUCAGACCCGCUGAAACUGGACGACCUUUUGUUUAUCCGAGAUAACAGCGAUCCCGAUGAGAUCUAUUAUGACAUUUAUGAUCCUCUGCUAUCGGAAUUUAAGCAAAUAGCAUUGAAUCCAAACAGGAAGAGACUGUUCUAUUCCGGAGGCUCACUCCAGAGGUACUUUCACUCCGACGAUGGUGAUGGAAUUUCAGUGAAGUGGUUUGAUGCCGAGGCAAACGUCGCCACCAUACAGAAUGUUUUAGCAAGCAGUUUUGGCAUGCUUACUCUCCAAGUCGAGAUCCAGACGAAAAGUUCUCCUACCCCAAUGGUGAUCUUGACCAAUUCGUCUUCAGCAUUUCCACUGGAAGAUCUUCUAAAGUUGAUCACUGACAGUAAUUCUCUGUGGGGAGUUUUCCUUAAACCAAAUGACCAAGUAUCCCUGAAUGAAACGCUCAGUGUCCUGAAGAGACUAAAUGACCAGAAGCUCCUAAAUCUACCAGUGUGGGUUGGCAUGGAUGUAUCUUACGAGAGUUUCAGUACACCUGGGUAUAUCCGGGGAGAAGACUUCAUUGGUAGCAUCAAUUCUAUCUUCUCGGGUGUUACAGUCGCUCCUGGGUGGCCCAAAGAACGGAUGGCCACGGGUUACACCGAACCGAUGGUGCAGGAUAUGCUAAAACUCUGCAAAGACCUUUGGCAGGAAAUCUCCUUCCAGCUACGGGCAGCUGACUUGAGUACGACCUGGCAGAAUGCAGUAAAACUGCUGACGGUCUCCCCCAUGUAUACGCUUACUGUGGAACACAGCACUGAGCAAGGAUCAUUCAUGGAUGGGUAUCAUGGACUGAUGGCCAUCAGAACUCACACCGAAAAUGGCGUCUAUUACAAACUACCACCAGAUUACCGGAAUUCGUUCAUGACAAGUAUCUACAGCACAUAGAGGGAAUCACUCAUGGACCCUCUCACUGUGGGACCAAAUUGAAUUGUAUGAACUUCUUUGAUUAAUUUCAUCAUAAAAUGCUUAACAAAUCCAGUAGUUCGUGAUAAGGGAUAUGUAGUGUGUAUUAUUUAUAUAGAGGUAGACGUUCUUUACUGGAAUGUGGGAUGAGGGUGGUAGCUGAAGCAUCUGAUUGGCUUUUGUAAAAUGUAAAGAAGGUUUGAAAAAAAAAAAAAAAAUGACCAUGUGUGUGACCUGAUCUACUAGUCGGAAAUGUUGGUAAGUGUAUUUAUAGAAACAUACUGAUCCAACAUAUCAAUGCAUUGAUCUACAAAUAUAUUAAAGUUAGUUUUGU
This is a messenger RNA of Hyla sarda, 2470 nucleotides long. RefSeq names its product family with sequence similarity 151 member A (gene FAM151A). The transcript has 8 exons. The record is from RefSeq and is a predicted model, not a curated record. Bases 376 to 2118 code for a protein of 580 amino acids. Lineage: Eukaryota; Metazoa; Chordata; Amphibia; Anura; Hylidae.